GGCUGUAACUUUCUCAGACUUUUUUUUUGUGUACUCAUCUCUUUCCCCCCCCCCCCUUAAAAAUGUUGAGAGAAACACCAAUGUAAUCAGUGCCCAGAGAGAACACGAGAGAGAGAGAGAGAGUGUGUGUGUGUGUGUGUGUGUGUGAGUGAGAGAGAGAAGGGGGGGUUUAAGGCUUAAGUUUGCCUACAGCAGCUCAUGGCUCUAUCGGAACUGGCUUAACUAAUACAUGCACUCACACGAACUUGAGAAACUUGUCCCUCCAGCCGAGCUGUCUUAGUGGGGGGGACAAAUUCACGUUUGGAAAUUUUCAUGUCAUUUGGAGAUGGGGCGGUGGAAGAUGAGAAGGUCUCUGCUGGAAACCAACGUGAUUGCAUUUGUCCUAGUUCUGCACCACUUUAUAAUUGUCAAAGCAGAGAAUCCAGUUGAUAUCCUACAGAUACUGAACCUCCAAGACACCAUGGAAGGAGUCGUGACUGUUGCAGGAUUUUGCACACAUCGGAAAGGCUCUGAAGACACAGAUCUUGCACUCCGUAUAGAAAAUAAGACUCAUUUUAGUGCCUUAACGACACAAUUAUUCCCCGAUGGAAAUUUUCCAGAGAAUUUCUCCAUCCUAACCACACUGAAGGCCAAGAAAAUGUCUCAGUUUUUCCUGCUGUCCAUCUACAAUGACCAAGGGAUACAACAACUUGGGGUGGAGAUUGGCCGAUCUCCUGUUUUCCUCUACGAGGAUCAAAUGGGCAAACCAACCCCUGAGGAUUAUCCCAUCUUCAAAAAAAUUAACCUAUCUGACGGCAAGUGGCACCGGGUGGCGCUCAGUGUUGAAGGGAAGAAUGUUACGAUGAUUGUCGACUGCAACAAGCAGAUGUCUGAGCACUUGGCUCGGAGUGACAGCCCAGUGGUCAGCACAAAUGGAGUCACCGUCUUUGGCACUAGGAUAUUGGAUGAGGAAGUGUUUGAGGGUGAUAUCCAGCAGCUGCUGAUGUCGCCGGACCCGAAAGCAGCCUACAGCUACUGCGAGAACUACAUCCCCGACUGCGACAGCCUUCUACCCUACCCCAUGAAGUUUCCGGAACCUGUUUAUGAGGAAGAGACAACAACCGCUCGCCCCCGCCACAAUAAAAGGAGGAAGGGUCGCAAACGGUCUAAAAAGAAGGGCGAGGGCAGAUCAAAGAAAUCGAAAAAAAAUCGCAGAAAGAAGAAGAAAGAUCGGGCUGCCCGGCAAAAGAUAGAAACAUUUGGGGUUGGGGAACAGGAUAAGGAGCUGACUCCACCAGAAGAAGUAGAGAAUGCUUAUGAUUAUUUCCUUGGUGCAGACUAUUACACAGACCUGGAGUCCGCCAUCUACAAUGCCUCGGUGAAUGCUGAAGUUGUAGCAGACAAUGUAACCAAUCAUGAGACCAUGCAAGAGGAGCUCAUUGAAGAAUCAGAAGGUCCCUUCACAAAUGAGUAUGAAAUCCGAGAGUAUGAUGCAAAUUUCUACGAUUACUUCGAUCGAGAUAAUGAGGACCAAUGGAAUCAGAGAUUUGGGCCAGCUGAGCGAGUUGAGUCUGAGACACAGGAUACGAGGAUGGAGAACCUGAAGGGUGACAAAGGAGAGAAAGGAGAGCCCGCGAUCUUCGAGCCUGGAAUGCUGCUGCCUGGACCUGCAGGACCUCAAGGACCUCAGGGCCCUCCGGGAUCUCCAGGUUCGAUGGGCCUGCGUGGACAGGCUGGCGACCCAGGUCCAACGGGUCCCCCUGGACGUUCUGGUCUCCCAGGUGUUGAUGGUUUACAAGGCCCUCCUGGGACCAUGCUGAUGCUACCGUUCCAGUUUGGUGGAGAUGGUGCUAAGGGGCCUGUUGUCUCAGCCCAAGAAUAUCAAGCCCAGUCUAUCCUCCAACAAGCAAGGCUUGCUAUGAAGGGCCCAUCUGGUUCAGUAGGCCUCACAGGAAGACCAGGCCCUAUGGGUCUCCCUGGUAACGAAGGUCAGAAAGGAGAUGCUGGUGAAAUGGGCCCACAGGGUCCUCCAGGUAUCCAUGGAUCAAUGGGGCCGACAGGAAAGCCGGGAAGAAGGGGUCGCCCUGGAGUAAAUGGAAUCAGAGGGUUACCAGGGGAACCAGGAGUAAAGGGAAAUCGGGGGUUCGAUGGUUUACCUGGCUUGCCUGGGAAUAAAGGAGACAGGGGUAAUUACGGUCCAAAAGGACCACUUGGCCCUUCAGGAGAGAGUGGCGUCAGGGGAGGUGAUGGAGCUGUAGGACCUAGAGGGUUGCCUGGUGAACCAGGUCCGCGUGGGUUGCCAGGCCCAAGAGGACAUAUUGGACCCCCUGGACUGCAGGGAAUCGGAGGUACUGAUGGUCACCACGGUCACAAGGGAAACUUGGGCCUUCAAGGUGAACCUGGACCUCCGGGCCAGCAAGGUAACCCAGGAGCUCAGGGUUUUCCUGGACCUCAAGGCCCAAUUGGACUUCCCGGUGAAAAAGGACCUCCAGGCAAGCAGGGUCUACCGGGGCUAAUAGGAGCAGAUGGUCCUCUGGGUCAUCCUGGUCGAGAAGGGUCAACAGGCGAUAAGGGUAACGCGGGUCCUCCUGGUGCACAGGGUCCAGUAGGAUACCCUGGAGUUCGAGGUGUCAAGGGUGCUGAUGGAAUCCGAGGAUUGAAGGGGCACAAGGGAGAGAAGGGGGAAGAUGGAUUCCCUGGUUAUAAAGGUGACAUGGGACCCAAAGGGGACAGGGGUGAAGCUGGGUUAUUGGGCCUGCGAGGUGAAGAUGGCUCAGAAGGAUUCAAGGGUCAGUUGGGUCCGAUUGGAGAGCCCGGUCCCAAUGGUCAACCCGGCGAAAAGGGAAAUCUAGGUGUUCCUGGCCUGCCUGGGUACCCAGGAAGAAAGGGUCCAAAGGGUUCAACGAGUUUCGCAGGACCUCCAGGGCUGAACGGAGAAAAGGGCAGAAGGGGCAGAGCAGGGCCCCCUGGAGUCCGUGGACAGCGAGGACCCACGGGGGAGCGGGGUGAGAGAGGGCACAGAGGAGCCCCAGGCAAACCAGGCCCAAAGGGAAAUGCUGGCAGUGAUGGUCCACAGGGCAUUCCAGGAGAAAAGGGACCUCAAGGACCUCAGGGGCCGAGUGGGUUUCCUGGACCCAAAGGGCCUCCGGGACCUGCCGGAAAGGAUGGGAUUCCAGGACACCCAGGUCAACGCGGUGAGCCUGGUUUCCAAGGCAAAACCGGUCCCCCAGGACCCCCCGGAGUUGUUGGUCCCCAGGGUCCCGCGGGUGACAGUGGGCCAGUGGGAGAACGUGGACAUCCAGGUUCUCCAGGUCCUCCCGGUGAACAUGGAAUCCCAGGCACCGCUGGAAAGGAAGGGGCUAAGGGAGACCCCGGUCCCUUUGGCUCUCCUGGUAAAUCAGGUCCGGCUGGAUUACGGGGAUUUGCAGGGACUCGAGGACUACCAGGUUCCACGGGUACCCCAGGAUUGAAAGGGGCAGAAGGACCGAUGGGCCCACAAGGUCCGACGGGGUCUACAGGAGAACGCGGGCCGAAUGGCCUGGCUGGUGCCAUUGGCCUGCCUGGUCGACCCGGGAACCCAGGCCCCCCGGGCCCUAUUGGAGAGAAAGGAGCCCCCGGUGACAAAGGCCUUCUGGGUCCUGCAGGUGAUGAUGGGGUCCAGGGUCCAAUGGGUUUACCAGGUGCCAUUGGUUCUCGAGGUCCUCCAGGAGAUGAUGGGGACAAGGGGGAGCUGGGUAAACCAGGACAAAAAGGCAGCAAAGGAGACAAAGGAGAGUCCGGUCCCCCAGGGCCUAUAGGAAUACAAGGCCCAAUUGGACACCCUGGUCCCAUUGGUUCUGAUGGUGAUCCGGGACCGAGAGGCUAUCAGGGAAUGCGUGGACAGAAAGGCGACGAUGGAGUUCGUGGACUCCCAGGUUCCUCUGGCCCUGUUGGACUUCAGGGACUGCCUGGUCCUCCUGGCGAUAAGGGCGAAAGUGGAGAUGUUGGGCCUAUGGGUCCGCCUGGUUCUCCAGGUGCACGAGGUCCUCCAGGCGCUAAUGGUGCCACUGGCCCUCCGGGCCUCACAGGAGGCGUUGGCUCCCCAGGAUCAGUGGGUGAAAAGGGAGAGAGGGGAGACGCUGGGGACCCAGGCUCGCCUGGAGAGCCAGGUAUCGCUGGCCCGAAAGGCGAACUUGGUGAGAAAGGGGAUUCGGGUGCCCCGGGUGCAGCGGGACCAGCAGGGGUCAAAGGUCCUCCAGGUGAAGAUGGAGCCAAAGGCAAUGUGGGUCCAGCCGGCUUUCCAGGUGAUCCCGGUCCUUCAGGUGAACCCGGUACUCCGGGUACCGAUGGCGGAGUUGGUGAGAAAGGCAGCCUUGGGGACUCCGGCCGACCGGGCCCAGGCGGUGCGUCUGGUGAACCAGGUCCCCCUGGAUCUCCUGGAAAGAGAGGGCCACAUGGACCUCCAGGACCAGAGGGUCGAGAGGGACUCAAGGGUUCGAAGGGCUCACCUGGGCGAGACGGCCCACCAGGCAGGACUGGGCCUGUGGGCGUACAAGGGUCACCAGGCAACCCCGGACCUGAAGGCCUCAGAGGGAUACCUGGUCCUGCAGGAGAACAAGGGCUUACCGGACCACCUGGCCAGUCUGGCCCUCCAGGCCCAAUGGGCCCUCCUGGUAUGCCUGGUCUUAAGGGUGUUCAAGGGUUAAAAGGUGACAAGGGGCAUGUUGGUUUGAUCGGCUUGAUUGGACCUCCUGGCGAAAUUGGCGAGAAGGGAGAUCGAGGUCUUCCGGGAAUCCAAGGAACACAGGGUCCCAAGGGGGAUAUUGGUGUUCCGGGUUUGGGUGGUCCCUUAGGCCCGCCUGGAUCUCCUGGUUUACCAGGUCAACAGGGUCCGAAAGGUUCCAAGGGUUCUGACGGACCAAUUGGCUUCAAAGGCGAUGAGGGGCCUCCUGGUCCUCCAGGUCCACCUGGCCCACCAGUUGAGGUUAUACAGCCACUACCAAUGUACAGGAUGAAGACGAGGAGGUACGCUGAGGCUGAACAGUCCGACGAUGCCGGCGGGAAUCCCUUUGACUACGCUGAAGGAAUGGAGGAGAUCUUCGGGGCCCUGACUUCACUGAAAGAUGAGGUGGAGCAGAUGAGACGUCCAGUGGGGACACAGGACAACCCGGGGCGUACCUGCAAGGAACUUCAGCUCUGUCACCCACACUUCAAAGAUGGUAAUUAUUGGAUCGACCCCAAUCAAGGUUGUGCCAAGGAUUCUUUCAAGGUUUUCUGUAACUUCACUGCUGGCGGAGAAACCUGUAUCUUCCCUGACAAGAAAACUGAAGGAGUUAAAGUUUCUUCCUGGCAAAGGGACAAACCUGGAACCUGGUACAGCAAAUUCAAACGAGGCAAGCAGCUUAUGUACACUGACUCCGAUGGCAAUCCUGUCCAUGUGGUUCAGAUGACCUUCCUGCGCCUUCUGAGUGCCGCAGCCCGGCAGAGAUUCGUUUACAACUGUCAGCAGUCCAUCGCCUGGUAUGACUCUUCCACAAGAAGCUACAAGAAGGCCGUGCGCUUCUUAGGAGCCAACGAUGAGGAGCUGUCGUACACCAAGACACCGUACAUCAGUGCCAUCUAUGAUGGCUGCAAACUAAGGAAGGGUUCCGAUAGGACAGUGCUGGAGAUUGACUCGCCGCGGGUUAUUGACCUGCCCAUCAAAGACAUAGCCGUGACUGAUUUUGGUGAACACCAGCAGAAGUUUGGCUUUGAGGUUGGCCCUGUCUGUUUCAGCAGCUAAACCUCAGAAAAAACAGAACUGCUUGUCCAACUAUCCUCUCUCUUUUUUUUAAUGCAAAAUGCACAUUUUUUUUUGUAUUUCAUUUUGUCUCUAUUAAUCAUGCUGCAGAUGGGUUUUUUUUUUUAUUGUGUGUUAAUGACAAUAAAUAAUUCCUGCCCUUGUGGGGCCAAAAUCUUA
Molecule: messenger RNA, 5917 nt
Organism: Carcharodon carcharias (great white shark)
Lineage: Eukaryota; Metazoa; Chordata; Chondrichthyes; Lamniformes; Lamnidae
Product: collagen alpha-1(XI) chain-like
Exons: 67
Coding region: 326-5740 (1804 amino acids)
Molecular function (GO): extracellular matrix structural constituent
Source: RefSeq, a predicted model, not a curated record